AUACAAGGUACUAAUGGAACGGCCUGCGCUCGAUCGACUGAGGGCAGUCUCCUUAGCCGUUCGUGUCAAGUGUUGAACAGGCUACGGAUACCUUAGUUUGCCAAGGCCAUCUUGCAUGUGACAGGGGUGAUGGCAAGAAGCUCGCAUAGCCGGUCAAUCAGCAGGCAGCUUUGCGACUCCCAUCCGAUUUGAAGGGACCCGACGUGUGCGCGCCGACUCCAACAUCGCGGCCUGGUUGGGGCUACGAUUGCAUCCCACUCCUUUCUCAGUCUCACGUCCCCGGCGCGAACUCGUUCGCCCCAGGGACCUCCCCACCAGAUCACUGCCAUGGUCGUCUACUCAUUCUACAUAUUCGACCGGCACACGGAAUGCAUCUACUCCAAGUCCUGGCUCCCGCCCAGCCACACCAGCGCUGCUAAUGGAACGACGGCGACCGCCAAGACGGCGGCGGACGAUGCGAAGCUGAUCUUCGGCACCGUGUUUUCGCUGCGCAACAUGGUGCGCAAGCUGGGCGGCGACGACGAUGCCUUCGUCGCGUACCGCACCGCCAACUACAAGCUGCAUUACUACGAGACGGCGAGCAACCUGCGUCUGGUGAUGCUGACCGACACGGCGACGCUGAGCAUGCGCAACGUGCUACACCAGAUAUAUAUCAAUCUCUGGGUUGAGUACGUGGUGAAGAAUCCGCUCUCGCCGGUCGAACACAAGGGCGGGGCCGGCGUGAGGAAUGAGUUGUUUGAGCUGGGGCUGGACCAGUUCAUUAGGGGGCUUAUGUGAACGAUCACGAGAGACGAGGAAAACGAGU
Messenger RNA from Chaetomium strumarium, 805 nucleotides. Its product is annotated as Longin-like domain-containing protein. The transcript has 3 exons. The coding region runs from base 328 to 777 and encodes 149 amino acids. The record is from RefSeq and is a predicted model, not a curated record. Gene Ontology annotation, biological process: endoplasmic reticulum to Golgi vesicle-mediated transport. Lineage: Eukaryota; Fungi; Ascomycota; Sordariomycetes; Sordariales; Chaetomiaceae. Gene Ontology annotation, cellular component: TRAPP complex.